AUGGCGAGGCGAUUCGAUUACCAUCACCAGCAGCAGCACCAGCAGGCCGGCCGACGGACUCUGGCGGCAUUCUGUUUCGCCUUCGUCCUCUUCCUGCUCGUCGCGGCGUACCUCUUCAGUGGCUUUAAGCCGGGACCGAUUCCGACAUCGUCCGUGGACGAGGAUCAGGAUCGGGCAGGAGACGGCCUUGGAGGGCCCAACACGUCAGAUGCGCUGGGGGAUGAACCAAUGGAGCACGAGAUUCGGGAUUCCAGCAAGCUCAGCCUGAAUUUGCCUCCAGUGAAGGGCGCCGGGGAGCCCGCAGACUCCGACAUGGAACCCCCCGGGAGAGCCGCGGACGAGGAGGAGGGCGGCGAGUCAGCCGCGCAGGAGGGCCUGCGGGGGGCGCGCGGGGGGGACGCGCGCGCGCAGGCGGAAAGAGAGAGAGACGCGCAGGACGCUGCUGCGCAGGAGGGGGAUUCGGAGGGCGGGGAUGGUCAGGCGGAGGAAGGUUUGUUGCAUAGCCGCUCUAGCGACAAUGAGAAGGCGGCAGCGGCGGCGGCUGCUGCAGAUGCUGAUGGUGAUGGAAUUGGAGGAUCUGAAGGGGCGGGAGGGGCGAAGGAAGGAGAGGAGGAAGAGACGAGCGAGAAGGGUGAGGAGGAAAAGGACGGGGAGGAGGAGGAGAGUAGCGCUGCAGAGAAACCGGUUGAGAAGUACGAGGCGUGUGACCCUGAGCUGUCAGAGAUAGUGCCAUGUCUGAGCCCUGCCAUGAACAAGCGCAUGAAGCUGAAGCUCAACACGAAGGUGAUGGAGCAUUAUGAGCGCCACUGCCCGCCUGACGACCUCAUGCCCCACUGCCUCGUGCCCCAGCCGCCAGGCUACAAGACGUCCAUCCCCUGGCCGCGCAGCAGGGACGAGGUGUGGCGCGCUAAUGUCCCCCACACGCUGCUGGCAACAGAGAAAUCGGAUCAGCACUGGAUGGUGGUGGACGGCGACAUCAUCCGAUUUCCGGGCGGCGGCACUCACUUUCCUGGUGGCGCAGACAAAUACAUCGAGCACAUUGGGAAGAUGAUGGGAGACGAGAACGGCAACUUCUCAGUGGGCGGCAAGAUCCGGACGGUUCUGGACAUCGGGUGCGGGGUGGCGUCGUUCGGCGCGUACCUGCUGGACCACUCAGUGCUGACCAUGUCAGUGGCCCCCAACGACGUGCACGAGAAUCAGAUCCAGUUCGCCUUGGAGAGAGGACUGCCUGCCUUCUUAGGCGUGAUGGGGACCCAGCGGCUCCCCUUCCCCUCCUUGGCGUUCGACCUGGCCCAUUGCUCCCGCUGCCGCAUUGACUGGCUGCAGAGAGAUGGCUUGCUGCUGCUGGAGCUGGACCGUGUCAUUCGGCCCGGGGGCUACUGGGUGUGGUCUGCGCCGCCUGUGUAUCGCGAAGAUGAGGAGAACCAGAAGCUGUGGACCGACAUGCUGGCGUUCAUGGGGCGCAUGUGUUGGAAGGUGAAGGCGCAGAGUGGACAAACCGCCAUCUUCAAGAAGCCAAAGACGAACCUGUGCAUCAAGAAGCGGGCGGCAGACACAGAGCCGCCCCUGUGCGAUGCCGCCCAGGUGUCGCCGAAUUCCGCCUGGUACACGCCCAUGGAUGCAUGUGUGAACACAGUACCCAAAGGCAAGAAGAACAAGCUGAUUCAGCCGUGGCCGGAACGACUGGUGUCCCCCUCCCCGCGAAUCGACCUGCUCGGGCUGGCCAAGAGCGACUUCGAGGCCGACACGGAAGCGUGGGAGAAGAUAGUAGCAGACUAUGACACCCUGUUGGGCGGGCAGGCCCUGCUUCGUCCUGCAGAUUCCACACUCAAGGGCGGAAAGGGCAAAGGCUCCAAAGCGGCGUACCCCAUUCGCAACGUGAUUGACAUCAAUGCGCACAUGGGCGGGUUUGCAGCGGCGCUGGCAGCGCAGGCGCAGGCAGUAUGGGUGAUGAACACGGUGCCCCCGCAGGGAGAGGCCAGCAGUGCUGGGCUGGCGAUGGUGUAUGACCGCGGGCUCAUCGGGGUUUACCAUGACUGGUGCGAGCCCUUCUCAACGUAUCCCCGGACCUACGACCUCGUCCAUGCAUGGAGGGCGGUGUCUCAAGUCCUCAAGCGCAAAUGCUCCUUGGAGGCCUUGCUACUUGAGCUCGAUCGGAUCCUCCGCCCCAAGGGUGUUCUGCUCUUCCGUGAUAGUGCCGAUGUGAUUGCACGCUUGGAGAAGCGGUUGAAGGCGGUGAAGUGGAUUGUAUUGAAGGGGCCUGUAUCGAGGACGUUUAUUGAUGGGGAGGAGGAACAGGUGCUCGUUGUGCAGAAGAGGUUCUGGAGGGUGAAAGAGAAGGCUGGCUUGAAGGAAAGUGCGGAGGCAGCUGCAUCAACAGAUGGGGAUGCUGAGGAGCGCAGAAGCGUCGUUGACGUCACCGAUGGCACCAAUACAGUCACACCCGCUCCAGGCGAACCCGCUUCGCUGUCCCGCGCUAGCAGCGCAGACGGCAGUAGUUUCCAAGCGAGCGGGUUUCACGGUCAGGGGGAAGGGCACUCGGCACACGAGGGAUACGACGGGUACGAGGGUCACGGGGGGAAUGGGGGACACGGGGGGCAAGUCUCCGCUCCGCAGCUUCCGCCACCGCCCGGACGAUCCGCGUUCAAGAAAGCGCCUUCAAUCCGCUACCCCGUCGCGCAGCGGGGCGAAGCGAGUAGUGACAGUAUCGGGGCCGGGAGCAUGUCGCCUAAAACUCCCCAGGCGGUCGCUUCUGCGACUAUACCGGAAGCGGAGAACGAGGGGGUUUCGUCAAUUGAGGAGAGCGACGCGGGAAUGGGAAGCGCGCGACGGUCGGAAGAGGUGUCGAGCCGACACGGGGGGAAGGCUGGCGGAGCGGCAGCGGCGGGUUGGGUUGGCGGAGCAUUCGUAGGCGCGGCGAUCGGCGGAAGGGUUGGCGGGGGCCAGGUGGCGCCGUAUCCGGAAGGGGAAGAGGGGGAAGCGGAGGGGGAGUAUGAGGGGGAGUAUCGGAUGGCGGAGGGGGAAUAUGGAUACGCGGAGGGGGAGGAUAUGGGGGGAGAUGACGAUAUGUAUAAACAAGGGGUGGGGAUGGAGGAUGUGAUUGUAGACGACAUGCCUUUAGGGGAGGGGAUGGAGGAACGGACGGGCGUGAUGAAUUAUGAGAUGAGGGAGAGGCCCGAGGCCGGGUGGAUGGUGGCGUACGCGUUACAGCACAUGAUCGCGCUUAUAGCGAACGUGAUCGUGUUCCCGAUGAUACUCGUCCCCGCCAUGGGAGGCUCCGACCUCGACAAGGCGGCGGUGAUUCAGUCGGUGAUGAUGGUAACGGGCGUGGCGACCACGCUCCACGUGCUGCUGGGCACGCGGCUGCCCCUCGUGCAGGGGUCCUCUCUCGUGUACUUGGCACCGGCUAUCAUCGUCGCCAACUCGCCUCACAACCUCACCGCGGAUCCCUCACAGCGAUUCUCGUUGACAAUGCGGGAGACGAUGGGGGCAGUGAUCGUGGCGUCGCUGCUGCAAGUCGUUGCCGGCUAUUCGGGCUUCAUGUCGCUCCUCAUAGAGCUCAUCAACCCAGUGGUAGUGGCCCCCACCAUCAUGGCCGUGGGUCUCUCCUUCCUCUCCUAUGGCUUCCCUGUCAUCGGCCGCUGCGUGGCCAUCGGGCUGCCAGAGCUCAUCCUCAUCGUUAUCUUUGCACUGUACCUGCGCCGAGUGUCAUUCUGGGGCUCAAGGUUCUUCCAGAUCCACGCAAUCUCCCUGGGUCUGGCCAUAACGUGGCUCUAUGCCUUGGUGGUCACCCUAGCGGGCGUCUACAGCUACCCCGACUGCUCGCCCUCGGCCAUCUACCCCUCCUCCUCCCCGUGCUUCGAGAAGCAAGCCCUCAUGGCCUCGUGUCGAACCGACGCAUCGAGUGUUCUGUCGGACGCCAAGUGGGUGGCGCCCCCGUACCCGUUUCAGUACGGCAUGCCGAUCUUCCGAUGGGAGUCCAUAUGCAUCAUGCUGCUGCCUGCUCUGAUUUCUACCAUUGACUCAGUGAGCAACUACCACGCGACUUCUCUCCUCGUGGCGGUGCGGCCCCCAACAGGCGGGGUGGUGGGGCGGGGGAUAGGCAUGGAGGGCGUGGCGAGCGUGCUGGCAGGGAUGUGGGGCACGGGGGGAGGCGCCACCACGCUCACUGAGAACAUUCACCUCGUUGCGGUUACCAGAAUGGGAUCGCGCGUUACGAUAAUCGUCGGGGCGGCGUUCCUCGUCUUCUUCUCGCUGUUUGGUAGCCGCUUCCCUUCGUCUCAACCCCACUCCCUCGCCCAUCGUCUUUACCUCCUCAACUCCCCUCAUCUACCAGGCAAAGUAGGCGCUCUAUUCGCCUCCAUGCCACCAGUCAUGGUGGGCGGCCUCCUCACCAUAAUGGCAGCCAUGGCAGCAUCGCUCGGCCUCUCCUCGCUGCGCUACGCCGAGAUGGGGUCCUCCCGCAACCUCCUCAUCACGGGCCUCGCACUCUUCCUCUCUCUCUCCGUGCCGGACUACUUCAAGUCGUACGCUGUUACCAACGGCCACGGGCCGAUCAACACUUCUAGUUCUGGGCUCAACUUUGUGCUCAACUCACUCCUCGCCCUCCCCAUGGCCAUCGCCUUCAUGUCUGCUUUCCUCCUCGACAACACUGUGCCCGGCACAGCCACCGAACGAGGCCUCUACGUCUGGUCUGGACGUAAGGCGGCUCGGGCCGAUCCUCUCAUGCACGAAGACUACGACCUGCCGUUCGGCUUGAGUAAAUUCUUCUCCUGGGUCUUCUGGCUGGGCGUGUAA
Closterium sp. Yama58-4 is the source of this 4797-nucleotide messenger RNA. The record is from the annotation of a GenBank genome assembly. NCBI's taxonomy places the organism in Eukaryota, Viridiplantae, Streptophyta, Zygnematophyceae, Desmidiales, Closteriaceae.